Molecule: messenger RNA, 1029 nt
Organism: Cantharellus anzutake
Lineage: Eukaryota; Fungi; Basidiomycota; Agaricomycetes; Cantharellales; Hydnaceae
Exons: 13
Coding region: 1-1029 (342 amino acids)
Source: RefSeq, a predicted model, not a curated record
AUGACGCCCUAUGAGCAGCUAUGGGGGAGUUACUUGAUUGGAGGAGUGUGCUCUGCCGUGUAUGUUGGUUUAACGCUUUCCUUACUGGGUAUUUUGACGGUUCAAACCUUUCACUACUUCUCUGCCUUUCGGGGUGAUCCUCUGGGGACUCGGGUCACAGUUGUCGUUCUUGCUACAGUUUUCUCAGAUUGGUUCCUUAGGUUAUGUUUUGCCUCUCGUGCAUACGGCGAGCUCAUUGGCCGGUUCGAUGGUGCCUCGACCAUAACCACUAAUUCAUCCCAGGAGGCGAUAUUUCAAUUAAGCGCUGUCAGUUUAUUGCGUCGCACUACUGCCGUGUUAUCAGGACCAAUAUCGGACUUAGGUUAUAACCGCAGCGAUUGUUCAGCUCUAUUUUUUGGGCCUGCUUCACAGGUUGUAUGGAAGUAUCUUCUUGACCGUUACAUUGAUUGCGGUCUUGAUGUGUCAGUUAGGAUGACGAUGCAUACUCACGAUAUGGAAGCGCUUAUAACUGGUAUCGAACCUUUGACCACCACCUGGUUAGGGUCCGAAGCAUUACUUGAUGUUGUCAUCGCUGCUUUGAUGUGUGCAGAACUUAGGAAACGUCAGACAGGCGUUCAACAUACGGAUGCGAUUGUGAAAACACUUAUGCUAUAUGCUAUAAACACAGGUAUUCUAACAUCGUGGGUACUGUUCGAUCCGCCGUCUAUUCCUUUUUAUAGAGAGAUUGAUUCGCACAGGCUCGUUGCAUUGACAUCGCUUUCCCUGGUGGAUUUCUUUCAUUCUUGUGGUGAUAUGACACUCACUAUCACGCCAGUUCUCCAUUUCCAGGCUUCGGUGGGCUUACUAUGGUUCCUGUCUGCCGGCUCCCGGCCUGUAUUCUAUUUCACUCCUCAUGAAUCUCCUGUCACGGACUCACCUGCGGAGAAAAAUGGAGCAAGCUCAGGGUCAAGCAAUUUCAAUUCACCUCACCCAGAUACCAGCACGGGUAUGUGGAAAUUGCUGUCUCUGACUUUGAUUGAUGUUAUCUGA